GAGCACGUGGAGGAAGAAUGUACGGAUCCGUGAUAAGGCGGAUACGAUCCGCGAUAAUCGGGCUCCUGCUGCUACUAGCGACCUGGAGUAACGAGCACAGCUGCAGCGGACUGCAAUAUCAACCCGCCGAGGUUUAUGCAAACGGCGAUGAUUGUGCCUUGAUCUUAAACCGUCCAGGAAGAACAAACGUCUUCGAUUACACGUACAAUUUGCUCCGUGGAUCCUUCACACCAGCAACAGCAUCGCAGUCGUGCAUCACCUACGAUGCUGUGAAUCGCGCCUACGUGGAAGCUAGAAAACGCAUCAAUGUGGCGCAACCGAAAGGCAAGACAUGGCGGCCAGAAGACCUGGCCACGGUCGGCGAACUCCUCCUGGACAUCACAUCGAACCUCGCGCAAACGUACGGUUUAACAGUCGACGAGAUCGAGAAGAGUCUACCCCUAAUCGACACAUCGAAGACCUUGAUUCGAGAGAUAUGCCCAGCUUUUUUGAGCAACGUGGAGUGCCGAGCUGGAAAAUACCGAAGAAACGAUGGUCUCUGCACGAAUUUGCAAAAUCCAACAUGGGGUUCCACUUUGUCACCCUUCCAAAGACUUAUGACUCCACGAUUCUCAGACGGUUUAACGGCGCCCAGGAUAUCGGUAACCGGCCAUGAUUUACCAUUAUCACGAGUGGUGUCGCGCACCAUGCACCCUGACGAAGGUUAUCACGAUCACGCCGGCACUGUUAUGGUGAUCGCCUGGGGACAGUUUAUGGACCACGACUAUACGUUGACUGGAACACCUCUAGAUCCCCUGAACCGAAACGACCCGGAGGAAUGUUGCCAUCGACCACCGCACCUGAAGAAUCCUUACUGCAACGAGAUCCUCAUACCGGAAGAUGAUUACUUCUACAGGCUGUUCGGCGUGAAAUGCAUGGACUUUGUUAGAGCGUUUCCCGCCGUUCGACCUGGAUGCCGUCUUGGAUCUCGCGUGCCGUUUAAUCUUCUGACAGGAGUGUUGGAUGGGAAUACGGUUUAUGGAAUUAACGAAGUAUUCGCAAGGAAACUUCGAACCGGUUACGGUGGUUUGUUACGCAUGAACCCGGUGUUCUCGGAAUACGGGCUGAAGGAUUUACUCCCGCUCAAAUUGGACAUCCCCGACGAGGGAUGCACCCGUUUGAACCGAUCCAUGUACUGUUUCGAAGCAGGUGAAAUUCGAGUGAACGAACAGCUAGUGUUAACUUGUAUGCACACACUGAUGGCACGUGAGCAUAAUAGGAUCGCGAAAACGUUGAUUCAAAUUAACCCACACUGGGACGACGAGACUCUGUAUCAAGAAUCUAGACGAAUAGUGAUUGCUCAAAUUGAACACAUCACUUACAAUGAAUUCCUGCCCAUUUUGCUUGGAAAAGAUGUUAUGGAGAAGUUUGGUCUUCUUCUGGAGAAAAACGGAUACUGGGAUGGUUACGACGAAAGUGUGAAUCCAGCAGUGAUCGAUGCUUUUGCUGCUGCAGCGUUCAGAUUUGGCCACUCUUUACUACCAACAGCAGUGGAAAGAUGGAGUAAAGCUCACAAAUUCAUAGCUUCGAAAAGACUGUCUGAUUUAAUAAGAAGACCCUUCGACCUGUAUCGAGCUGGUGUUUUCGAUGAAUACAUUAUGGGACUGAUGAAUCAAGUCGCUCAAGCUAUGGACGAUUCUAUCACGCAAGAGGUUACGAAUCACCUGUUCAAAAAAGCCGGUGCGAAAUUCGGACUGGACUUGGUCUCCUUCAAUAUGCAACGCGGCCGCGAAUUUGGUGUUCCAAGCUACAUGGAGUUCAGAAAAUUCUGUGGCCUUCCCUGGGCAGACACCUUCGAUGAUUUACAUGGAUCCAUGCCAAAUGAAACUAUCAAAAGAUACAGUUCAAUCUUUGAGCAUCCAGCUGACGUGGACCUCUGGUCCGGUGGCGUGUCCGAAAGACCGCUUCCGGGUAGCAUGCUCGGUCCAACCUUCGCCUGUAUAAUUGCCACGCAAUUCAGCUAUUCACGUCGAGGUGAUCGAUUUUGGUACGAGCUGCCGAACCAGCCAUCGUCCUUCACUCUCGAACAACUGAACGAGAUACGAAAGGUGAAGCUGGCCAGGGUAAUCUGUGACAACACCGACCUGAUAGACACCAUACAGAUUUAUCCCAUGGUGUUACCUGACCACGAGAUAAAUCCACGAGUCCCGUGUCGAAGCGGAGUAUUGCCAAGCAUGGACCUGAGCAAAUGGGCGGAAUAUCCGACUGCGAGUCACGCUCAAUACAAGUAAAACAAAAAAUGUAGUGACCGCCUAGACGAACACCACCACUGUAGUGAACCAACAGUCACGAGCCAAGAAGCACCACCCUUAGGCACCCUUAACUCGAGACACAUUACGGUACUGUAGCAUAGCAAACUGUAGGACCGUCUGCACCAUGAAUUUUCAAUCAAUUUAGGGACACAAAGCAGACGAACGUAAUACAGAGUACAGAGUAUAGUUAGCCUCGAAUAGACCCCUUAGAGCGACAUUUUAAUUAAUUCUAUCCUCUUAGAGACACUUAACUUAUUGCCUUAGCAAGAUUUAUAAUUUAUAUACGAUUGAGUAUAAAUUAUAACUUUCAUUUGUAGUCUCUCUUUCUCUUGUAAGUCUUCUUAUUUUUUUUUUUUAAUAUUUUUUUUUACCACUUUUUUAUACGAUUAAUUAUUUUUAAGAUUUACCCAUUCUAUGUUACGGUUUGUAGUGUACGUAGGUGUUGCAGAAAAGAGUUUUGAAGUUCAUAGCCAAUUAAUAUAAAAUAUUGAUACCCAUCGCAAUACGAAUCAACGUAUUAAAUUUUUUUUUCUUUUCGUUCAUAAAAGCUUGUAAUUCAUUUUCUGUAACACUCUGUACAGAACAUCCUGAAAGUACACGAUCGUGAAAGUUUAGAUAAACUUGCCAGUAAUGUUAAACUGCAAUACGCGAAGUUUACAUAGAACGAUUCCAGGCCGAUUGCUUUGGGAGUAGAUAGUUCAUAUAAUAAUAGAGCGUGUUCAAUUGUGCCCGUGUUACAUUGCAAUCGAAAUGCGUCAGAUCGAGAAACGAUACACACUUUCAUUCGAGUUUCAUCGUUCUAGCUAGUUCUGGGUAGAGUUACCUAUAAUAGAAAUAAUAGCUAUACGAAUGUAACGACGGUAGAGUAUCGCGUGUUAAUUGAAUACGUCCAAAUACCUGUCGAAUACUCUUAAUAUCGCGAUAGAGAAUCAUCUUGCCUAGUUUUCUAACUGAUCAAGAAAAUUUGGUAAA
Osmia bicornis bicornis is the source of this 3263-nucleotide messenger RNA. RefSeq names its product chorion peroxidase (gene cysu). Bases 18 to 2270 code for a protein of 750 amino acids. Gene Ontology annotation, biological process: response to oxidative stress. NCBI's taxonomy places the organism in Eukaryota, Metazoa, Arthropoda, Insecta, Hymenoptera, Megachilidae. The transcript is spliced from 17 exons. The record is from RefSeq and is a predicted model, not a curated record. Gene Ontology annotation, molecular function: peroxidase activity; heme binding.